AUGGAAGAUAAACAAAGUACUUUGACGCGGCCGCGACCGGACGGAGUCCAGCAGCAUAAUCCGUGGAAUUUGAUGAUCAAACACAGACACGUUCACAGGAGAGGACGACGCUCACACGUGACUGUUAGUUACACCGACCCCCGUGUGUCCAUGGACCUGCUGAGAGCCGUUUUGCAGCCCAGCUUCAAUGAUGAGAUAAUGGACGUGUUCAGCAAAUACCACAAGUUUUUCGAGAAGGCGGCGCAGAACGUGAAGGAGAACGUGGGAGAGGACGUGCACACUGACCAGCUCAUUAAGGAAGCGUGCAGGAAUAUUCUGGAACAUGCCAAAAUGUUGUUUCCCGACAGCGAAGAGAAAAAGUCCAGCUCAGAGGCCGUUGUCAAGCGUUGUCGAGGUUCCGAAGAAAGGGCAAGUCCGGUCCCCAAAAAGAGGAAGAAGAACCGUGUGAGCGGCGCGGCAUCUGCAGCCGACCGACCUUUUAACUUCUCCGCUCACGCAAAGGUCAAGUGCGAACCCAUCAAGCGAGAAGGGCCCAAGUGGGAGCCGUCCAGACUGAAUGAACGCAGCACCUUCGUUCUGGGCUCCAGAGCCAACAAGGCACUUGGGAUGGGCGGGACUAGAGGACGCAUCUACAUCAAACACGCUGACCUCUUCAAGUACGCGGCGGACACCAAGGACAAGCAGUGGUUAGCAGAGCGUCACCACAUGAGGGCGACGGGCGGCAAGAUGGCCUACCUGCUGAUUGAGGAAGACGUCCAGGAUCUGGCGCACGGCGACGAUUACAAGGACUGCCCGGACGUCAAGCUGGACGAGAUGAAGCCCUUCUCGGUGCCCAUGUGGAUGGUGGAGAAGAUGCAGAAGGCCAUGGAGGCGCAGAGGGACUCGGAACUCUGA
Messenger RNA from Nerophis lumbriciformis (worm pipefish), 894 nucleotides. The record is from RefSeq and is a predicted model, not a curated record. NCBI's taxonomy places the organism in Eukaryota, Metazoa, Chordata, Actinopteri, Syngnathiformes, Syngnathidae.